AGAAGACGGAUUGGGACUCUCAAAACGACAAGAGAUUCAUUAUGAACCGUCCGACAUCAAAGUGUAUCAUGCUAAACAUCUAACGGAAAGCGAUUGGAUGUGUUUGAUUCGGUCUUCAUGGCUCAUCAGCUGUGAUGGCUACAGAUAUGAUCGAGAGUGAGGUAGUGUUGAAGGCUGCGGCUGAUAACGAUAUGAGUCUGAACAAUAGCCCAGACCUAGACACACCCAGGAUUUAUGAGAGCCUGGGAGGAGAUAUCAGAGACACUCCGAGCCCUUCCUCUUCGGCAGUGUCAGGAGGAGAAGAGGAAGAAGAUUUAGAAGACCUGCAAAACAGCAGCACAGAGCUUUCAUUGGAAAAUGGCGAAGAGGCCGCAGGAGCAGCGCUACAGAGGCCAACCCAAACAGGAGGUCCGCCGCAGGAAACGGUGACUCCAGACAAUGGAGAAAAACAGGAGGAAGGGGUGGAGGUGGUGCUAUGCUCCACUCCCGUCAGAAUGCCCCAGACAUACUCGACCUCUGGACAUAAUGGAAGUCUGGAGCGUCAGGAGUCUGUUGCGACCACCGAGGCUCGUCUCCGCAUGGAGGGGGUGGAACUUAAAGAGGAGUGGCAGGACGAGGACUUCCCCAGGCCCCUACCUGAGGAGGAAGAGGAGGACAUUCAGCUGGGUGAAGAUCUCUUCACUGGACCCUCUGGAGAAGGACAGUCUGCUUCUGCAGGGGGCUAUUCUGCUCUGAGUGGUGGUAAGAAUACUAAGAAGAAGCUGGCUGCCCCAGACAUCAGCCUGACUCUGGAUCGGAGUGAAGGAUCUCUGCUGUCUGAUGAGCUGGAGGAGGAGAGUACAGAGCUAGACCUGGAUGAUAUAGACACACCAUCUGACAACAGUAAUGAGUUUGAAUGGGAAGAUGACCUGCCGAAACCCAAGACCACGGAGGUUCUGCAGAAGGGGGUGGAGUCGGUCCAGGUGUACUCGGCCUCCGAGGAGAGGGAGGAGGGGCGGCGUUGGAGAGUGUUCCGUAUAGGAGACCAGGAACACAAAGUCGACAUGAAGGCAAUAGAACCCUACAAGAGGGUCAUCAACCACGGAGGUUACUAUGGAGAUGGCCUGAAUGCCAUCAUAGUGUUUGCCGUGUGUUACAUGCCUGAGAGCAACCAACCCAACUACCGCUACAUCAUGGACAACCUCUUCAAGUAUGUGAUCGGCACUUUGGAGCUCUUGGUAGCAGAGAACUAUAUGAUAGUGUAUCUGAACGGCGCCACGUCCAGGAAGAAGAUGCCCAGUGUGGGCUGGCUCAGGAAGUGCUAUCAGCAGAUCGACCGCAGGUUAAGGAAGAAUUUGAAGUCGUUGAUUAUUGUCCACCCCUCCUGGUUUAUCCGCACCCUCCUGGCCCUCACCAAACCCUUUAUAAGCUCAAAGUUCAGCCAGAAGAUCCAAUUUGUGUUCAACUUGACAGACCUUUCUGAACUGGUUCCUAUGGAGUACGUCUCUAUACCAGACUGCAUUAAAGAGCUCGACCAGGAGAAACCCGUCAGAGUGGAGAUGGCAGCCAUGCCAGAGACAGAGUAAGACUACCUGGGCGGCUUGCUAGCUCUGCUCUGUCUGCCCUGCACAGCUCCAGACCGAUGACGAAUGUUCAGAACCACAGCUGAUCAGCCUUUACUGUUGAUAAUGUGUGUUGCAACUGGAGAGACUUAGAGAGCCCAGGUGCAGGAGAAGACAAGUACCUUUCUGAGACCAUUCUCCCUGUUACUUUGUUACAACCCUCUAACUCGCCUUUGGUCAUUGUUGCGACCCUCUCUCUCCCUCUCUCUCCCUCUCUCAUUGUUGCAACCCUCUCUCUCCCUCUCUCAUUGUUGCAACCCACUCUCUCUCCUCUCUCAUUGUUGCAACCCUCU
Oncorhynchus nerka (sockeye salmon) is the source of this 1894-nucleotide messenger RNA. It is a transcript of the gene bnip2, whose product is annotated as BCL2 interacting protein 2. The coding region runs from base 135 to 1565 and encodes 476 amino acids. Gene Ontology annotation, cellular component: cytoplasm. The record is from RefSeq and is a predicted model, not a curated record. The transcript is spliced from 11 exons. NCBI's taxonomy places the organism in Eukaryota, Metazoa, Chordata, Actinopteri, Salmoniformes, Salmonidae. Gene Ontology annotation, biological process: apoptotic process.